AAAGCUGUAGGAUUAUCUCCUGGAGAAUUCACCUUUAAAAUGGCCUUAAAAACUGCUGCCAAGAGAAAACUACAAAAAGCUAAGCAGAUUAGUUUACAAGCAAAGAGGAAACGUCUGGUAAAAAAAAUGUCGAAGAGUUGUAAAGAAUCAACUAAGGAAAUUCAUGAAGGUGUUACCUACUCUGAAGCUGCUGAAUUACAUCAAGAUGAAGAAUUAACCCAAACAACAGAAAUUCCAAAUAGAUUGAAACUGCCAGAAAAUCCCUUCACAUAUGUUGUAUUUGAUACUGAAACAACUGGCAGAGGGAGAAAUAGUGACAUUUUGCAGAUAGCAGCUGGUCAUGACUUUAAUGUUUAUGCUCAGCCACGUUGUGAAAUUUCUGACCAGGCAUCUGCUGCGAAUAUGUUAAGAUAUGAUAAAAGAACAAAUACUAUGUUCCAUAGAGGUAUUCCAGUUACAUCAAAACCUAUACAAGAAGCUCUUUUGGACUUUAUUGACUAUUUAAAGAAAGUCCCUAAACCUGUACUUGUAGGGCACAAUGCCUGUAGUUUUGACAUUCCCAUUAUUUGCAAUAGAAUGGCUGAAUUCAAAUUAUUUGCAGAAUUUUCGUCUCAUGUUUUUGGUUUUGUUGACACUCUGAAAAUUUCAAAAAUAAUCUUCAAAAAGUCUGAUGUUGGCAACUACAAGCAGGAAAAUCUGGUCAGUAAACUUCUCACCAACUGCACGUAUCAAGCUCAUGGUGCGAAAGAAGAUGUAAGAGUAUUGACUACUUUAUUUACGGAAAAAAUACAGAAGGAAGUCCUUGAUGAAGACCUUUUUCACAUAUGCUUUCAUGAUGUGAAGAAAAGAUAUGAUAAAAUUUUACAACAGAAAUGUAUAUCAUUAGCAGCAGUGACGAAGUUGGCCAGAAAUGGUGUCUCUCCACUUCAUCUUCAAUUAGCGCAUAAAAGAAACUCUGGUUUAAAAUUAUUAUUAACUGACCUGCAUAUAAGAUUAACCAACAAGAACUUAACAUCUAUGAUUAGUUUUCUGGAGAAAGAAGAGUGAAUUUCACGUUGUUUAGUGUUAGCAUCACGUACAUACAUACGCGUACGGACAAGGGUAAAACUUAAUGCCCCUCCACUACUUGGGUAUGAUGUUAUGAGGGUGUGACAGUUAUAGAAACUUGGGUAUGAUGUUAUGAGGGUGGAACAGUUAUUGGAACUUGGGUAUGAUGUUAUCAGGGUGUAACAUUUAUAGGAACUUGGGUAUGAUGUUAUCAGGGUGUAACAUUUAUAGGAACUUGGGUAUGAUGUUAUGAGGGUGGGACAGUUAUAGGAACUUGGGUAUGAUGUUAUCAGUGUGUGACAGUUAUAGAAACUUGGGUAUGAUGUUAUCAGGGUGGGACAGUUAUAGGAACUUGGGUAUCAUUUUAUCAGGGUGUGACAUUUAUAUGAACUUGGGUAUGAUGUUAUCAGGGUGUAACAUUUAUAGGAAAUUGGGUAUGAUGUUAUCAGGGUGUGACAGUUAUAGGAACUUGGGUAUGAUGUAAUCAGGGUGUAACAUUUUAAGGAACUUAGGUAUGAUGUUAUGAGGAUGAAACAUUUAUAGAAACUUUGGUAUGAUGUUAUCAGGGUGUAACAUUUAUAGGAACUUGGGUAUGAUGUUAUCAGAGUGUAACAUUUAUAGGAACUUGGGUAUGAUGUUAUGAGGGUGGGACAGUUAUAGAAACUCUGUAUGAUGUUAUGAGGAUGUAACAAUUAUAGGAACUUGGGUAUGAUGUUAUCAGGGUGUGACCAUUAUAGGAACUUGGGCAUGAUGUAAUCAGGGUGUAACAUUUUAAGGAACUUGGGUAUGAUGUUAUGAGGGUGAAACAUUUAUAGAAACUUGGGUAUGAUGUUAUCAGUGUGUAACAUUUAUAGGAACUUGGGUAUGAUGUUAUCAGGGUGUAACAUUUAUAGGAACUUGGGUAUGAUGUUAUCAGGGUGGGACAGUUAUAGGAACUUGGGUAUGAUGUUAUCAGGGUGUGACAGUUAUAGAAACUUGGGUAUGAUGUUAUCAGAGUGUGACAGUUAUAGAAACUUGGGUAUGAUGUUAUCAGGGUGGGACAGUUAUAGGAACUUGGGUAUGAAGUUAUCAGCGUGUAACAUUUAUAGGAACUUGGGUAUGAUCUUAUCAGGGUGUAACAUUUAUAGGAACUUGGGUAUGAUGUUAUCACGGUGUAACAUUUAUGGGAACUUGGGUAUGAUGUUAUCAGGGUGUAACAUUUAUAGGAACUUGGGUAUGAUGUUAUGAGGGUGGGACAGUUAUAGGAACUUGGGUAUGACGUUAUCAGGGUGUGACAGUUCUAGGAACUCGGGUAUGAUGUUAUCAGGGUGUGGCAGUUAUAGGAACUUCGGUAUGAUGUUAUCAGGGUGUAACAUUUAUAGGAACUUGGGUAUGAUGUUAUCAGAGUGUAACAUUUAUAGGAACUUGGGUAUGAUGUUAUGAGGGUGGGACAGUUAUAGAAACUUCGGUAUGAUGUUAUGAGGAUGUAACAUUUAUAGGAACUUGGGUAUGAUGUUAUGAGGGUGUGACAGUUAUAUAAACUUCGGUAUGAUGUUAUGAGGAUGUAACAUUUAUAGGAACUUGGGUAUGAUGUUAUCAGGGUGUGACAGUUAUAGAAACUUGGGUAUGAUGUUAUCAGGGUGUGACAGUUAUAGGAACUUGGGUAUGAUGUUAUGAGGGUGAAACAUUUAUAGGAACUUGGGUAUCUAUGAUGUUAUCAGGGUGUGACAGUUAUAGGAACUUGGGUAUGAUGUUAUGAGAGUGUAACAUUUAUAGGAACUUGGGUAUGAUGUAAUCAGGGUGGGACAGUUAUAGGAACUUGGGUAUGGUGUUAUCAGGGUGUGACAGUUAUAGAAACAUUGGUAUGAUGUUAUCAGGGUGUAACAUUUAUAGGAACUUGGGUAUGAUGUUAUAGGAACUUGGAUAUGAUGUGAUGAGAGUGUAACAUUUAUAGGAACUUGGGUAUGAUGUUAUCAAGGUGGGACAGUUAUAGGAACUUGGGUAUGAUGUUAUCAGGGUGUGACAGUUAUAGAAACUUUGGUAUGAUGUAAUCAGGGUGUAACAUUUAUAGGAACUUGGAUAUGAUGUUAUGAGGGUGAAACAUUUAUAGAAACUUGGGUAUGAUGUUAUCAGGGUGUAACAUUUAUAGAAGCUUGGGUAUGAUGUUAUCAGGUGUAACAUUUAUAGGAACUUGUGUAUGAUGUUAUUAGGGUGUAACAUUUAUUGGAACUUGGGUAUGAUGUUAUCAGGGUGUAACAUUUAUAGAAACUUGGGUAUGAUGUUAUCAGGGUGUAACAUUUAUAGAAACUUCGGUAUGAUGUUAUGAGGGUGUGACAUUUAUAGGAACUUGGGUAUGAUGUUAUCAGGGUGUGACAGUUAUAGGAACUUGGGUAUGAUGUUAUCAGGGUGUAACAUUUAUAGGAACUUGGGUAUGAUGUUAUCAGAGUGUAACAUUUAUAGGAACUUGGGUAUGAUGUUAUGAGGGUGUGACAGUUAUAGAAACUUCGGUAUGAUGUUAUGAGGAUGUAACAUUUAUAGGAACUUGGGUAUGAUGUUAUCAGGGUGUGACAAUUUUAAAAACUUGGGUAUGAUGUUAUCAGGGUGGGACAGUUAUAAGAACUUGGAUAUGAUGUUAUCAGGGUGUGACAGUUAUAGGAACUUGGGUAUGAUGUAAUCGGUGUAACAUUUAUAGGAACUUGGGUAUGAUGUUAUGAGGGUGGGACAGUUAUAGAAACUGCGGUGUGAUGUUAUCAGGGUGUAACAUUUAUAGGAACUUGGGUAUGAUGUUAUCAGGGUGGGACAGUUAUAUGAACUUUGAUAUGAUGUUAUCAGGGUGUGACAGUUAUAGGAACUUGGGUAUGAUGUUAUGAGGGUGAAACAUUUAUAGGAACUUGGGUAUCUAUGAUGUAAUCAGGGUGUGACAGUUAUAGGAACUUGGGUAUGAUGUUAUGAGAGUGUAACAUUUAUAGGAACUUGGGUAUGAUGUAAUCAGGGUGGGACAGUUAUAGGAACUUAGGUAUGGUGUUAUCAGGGUGUGACAGUUAUAGAAACAUUGGUAUGAUGUUAUCAGGGUGUAACAUUUAUAGGAACUUGGGUAUGAUGUUAUAGGAACUUGGAUAUGAUGUGAUGAGAGUGUAACAUUUAUAGGAACUUGGGUAUGAUGUUAUCAAGGUGGGACAGUUAUAGGAACUUGGGUAUGAUGUUAUUAGGGUGUGGCAGUUAUAGAAACUUUGGUAUGAUGUAAUCAGGGUGGGACAGUUAUAGGAACUUGGGUAUGAUGUUAUUAGGGUGUGGCAGUUAUAGAAACUUUGGUAUGAUGUAAUCAGGGUGUAACAUUUAUAGGAACUUGGAUAUGAUGUUAUGAGGGUGAAACAUUUAUAGAAACUUGGGUAUGAUGUUAUCAGGAUGUAACAUUUAUAGAAGCUUGGGUAUGAUGUUAUCAGGUGUAACAUUUAUAGGAACUUGUGUAUGAUGUUAUUAGGGUGUAACAUUUAUUGGAACUUGGGUAUGAUGUUAUCAGGGUGUAACAUUUAUAGAAACUUGGGUAUGAUGUUAUCAGGGUGUAACAUUUAUAGAAACUUCGGUAUGAUGUUAUGAGGGUGUGACAGUUAUAGAAACUUGGGUAUGAUGUUAUCAGGGUGUGACAGUUAUAGGAACUUGGGUAUGAUGUUAUGAGGGUGGGACAGUUAUAGGAACUUGGGUAUGAUGUUAUGAGGGUGUGACAGUUAUAGAAACUUUGGUAUGAUGUUAUGAGGGUGUAACAUUUAUAGAAACUUGGGUAUGAUGUUAUCAGGGUGUGACAGUUAUAGGAACUUGGGUAUGACGUUAUCAGGGUGUGACAGUUAUAGAAACUUGGGUAUGAUGUUAUCAGUGUGUGACAGUAAUAUGAACUUGGGUAUGAUGUUAUCAGUGUGUGACAGUAAUAUGAACUUGGGUAUGAUGUUAUCAGUGUGUCACAGUAAUAGGAACAUGGGUAUGAUGUUUAUGAUGGUGUGACAGUUAUAGGAACUUGGGUAUGAUGUUAUCAGGGUGUGACAGUUAUAGGAACUUGGGUAUGAUGUUAUCAGGGUGUGACAGUUAUAGAAACUUGGGUAUGAUGUUAUCAGUGUGUGACAGUAACAGUAACAGGAACAUGGGUAUGAUGUUAUGAGGAAGUGACAGUUAUGGGAACUUGGGUAUGAUGUUAUGAGGAAGUGACAGUUAUGGGAACUUGGGUAUGAUGUUUAUGAGGGUGUGACAGUUAUCGGAACUUGGGUAUGAUGUUUUCAGGGUGUGACAGUUAUGGGAACUUAGGUAUGAUGUUUUCAGGGUGUGACAGUUAUGGGAACUUAGGUAUGAUGUUUUCAGGGUGGGACAGAAACAGGAACUUGCAAUUGGAUAUGAUGUUAUGAGGUUGGAACAGUUUUUGGGACUUUAGUAGAACAGAUAUGACAGGGGUGACAGAUAUAGGACCAUUUGUAUUUUUGGCUGUCUAAUGGAUUGGUUACAAAUGAAGAUUUCUGGUAGUUUUGGACCUGCUUAUAUCCUAUUGUUUUUUUUUUUUUUU
This is a messenger RNA of Mytilus californianus (California mussel), 5572 nucleotides long. RefSeq lists its product as uncharacterized. Gene Ontology annotation, cellular component: cytoplasm. The record is from RefSeq and is a predicted model, not a curated record. Bases 40 to 1047 code for a protein of 335 amino acids. Lineage: Eukaryota; Metazoa; Mollusca; Bivalvia; Mytilida; Mytilidae. Gene Ontology annotation, molecular function: 3'-5'-DNA exonuclease activity; nucleic acid binding. The transcript is spliced from 2 exons. Gene Ontology annotation, biological process: DNA catabolic process.